Molecule: messenger RNA, 681 nt
Organism: Rattus rattus (black rat)
Lineage: Eukaryota; Metazoa; Chordata; Mammalia; Rodentia; Muridae
Gene: C4H2orf80
Product: chromosome 4 C2orf80 homolog
Exons: 7
Coding region: 37-609 (190 amino acids)
Source: RefSeq, a predicted model, not a curated record
GCUGGACAGAUACCUGCUUAGCCACAGCCUUCCGGCAUGGAAAGGAGGCUUGUGAAGCAGGAGGUGAAAAGGCUGCUGGGAGAGUAUAUUGGAAUCAGACUUCGGGAAAAUGAAUUUGAUCCAAAAGGAAGAGGUCAACUCACCUUUCUAGAUGAUAUGGCUCACUAUGACUUGGCCAUCAGUGUUGCUAGUCAAUGGCUAGAUCACUCAGAAAACUUAACUUGGCUCCAGUGGGAGAAAGUGAGAGCUCCACUUCAUGACAGACCCGUGUAUCCAAACCGAAAAGAGCGAGAAGCACUGAUCUUAUCCUCCUACGCCGGAGUCUUGAUGAACAGUAUCCCAAUCGAAGAAGUCCUUAAAAUUUAUGGGGCCAAUUCUUCUGCCAGUCCUGAUUCUACCAAGGUCGCUCGGGCUCUGUUGCCCCACCGCUCCUUGCACCCCUUUGCCAUGUUGACGGCCCCCAGAGCAGCAGAGUGCAAUCGCAGACGGAGUGUCAAGUUGAGGAGAGGAGCCAUGAAUAAAGAAGCCACCAGCCUGCAGGGAAAGGAGCUCGUAUGUGCACACCCCCAAGAACAAAGUAAGACUGAAAACAUGGUUGGCAUUGCCUAAAUCGUGCUGACAGCUGAGUACUGGGAGUUCAAGGCUGUUUGGUUUUGAACAGGGUGCUUAACUACUCUGUGC